UUUGAUUUUGUUUACAGCGUUUCUUGCGAGCGUGGGUGUUGUUGUCAUUAUUGUUGCUAUUGGUGCGGCAGUAAAUUGCAGAGUGACGCUGCAGCGAAAAACAAGUGCUAUGAGUGAUGAGGAUGUUAUUCGACGGAGGCUCCUGAUUGAUGGUGAUGGUACAGGGGAUGACCGUAGACUCAAUGUUUUGCUAAAAUCAUUCAUAAAGUGGUGUAAUUCUACAAAUGAAACUCCACAAGAAAGUGCCUUGGCUCAUGACAGAAUGCUGGCACAGCUUUCACAGUGUGAAUUUGCAAUGACAAAAUCACGCCUGUCAGCUGAAAUGAGUGCAGCUGAACUACGAAAUUAUGAAAGUUUAGCCGAAGAAAUAGAAAGGCGUAUACAGAAUGCAAAAGAAGAAAUAGAAAGCACAAAGCAAGAACUUCAAGAAGCAAAAACUGUGAGGAAAAACCGUAUAGAAUAUGACGUUUUGGCUAAAGUCAUAAAUGAACAACCAGACCGUAGGGAGACUGAUGAGAAACUAUCAACAUUAAGGAAAGAACUGGGAUCUCUCAAGGAAACGGAGGAACAGCUGGAAAGGAAACUUGAUAUGAGAAGGAAACAAUUCCAUGUGCUAGUUGCUUCCAUUCAUCAGCUUCAGGCAAUGCUGGAUGAAGAUGCUGAGGAUAUAAUGGAUGUAGCCUUAGAAGAUCCAUUUGAUGAUGAACUAGAAAUUAGAGCAGAGCCAAUGGUGGAAUAAGUGUGCACAGUUCUAUCCUGUAUUUUGUGUUCAAAUUGUAAAUUUAAGUUUUGUAUUUUGUGAACAUUUAUACUAAAUCUAUAUCAGUGAAGCAGACUGUAUCAAAGAUAUUAUUGUAUGAAAGUCUGAACUCUUAUUUUGUUGGCUGAUGUGUUACGACAUAGCUAACCAUGUUCAGGAGAACAAAGAUUUAUGUUUAGGGUGAAAUGGUAUGCAGAUAUGUUACUAAAAUUAGCACUGACAGCAGUUUGUGAUUUCAGUCAGAGGUGCAGUAAUCCCAGUACACUUGAAGCAUGUAAUACUAGAGAGAGAGAGAGAGAGAGAGAGAGAGAGAGAGAAUGGGAGAAUAUGGCUGGGCACCUACUAAUCCAGUGUCAGAUUUCAACUUUGUACCAACUGUGUGCAACAAAGGAAAAAGAUAGAAAUAAAUUUUAUGAG
Messenger RNA from Schistocerca cancellata (South American locust), 1177 nucleotides. It is a transcript of the gene thoc7, whose product is annotated as THO complex subunit 7 homolog. Gene Ontology annotation, cellular component: THO complex part of transcription export complex. The transcript has 4 exons. Lineage: Eukaryota; Metazoa; Arthropoda; Insecta; Orthoptera; Acrididae. The coding region runs from base 110 to 739 and encodes 209 amino acids. The record is from RefSeq and is a predicted model, not a curated record. Gene Ontology annotation, biological process: mRNA processing; mRNA export from nucleus.